UGUGCGUGCGUGUGCGUGUGUGUGUGCGGUGCCCUGAGAGUUGUCAAGGUUUUGAUUGUGGAGUAUCCGAGAGGGGAGCAAGGGCGGCUACGGUUUGUACAAUGCCGAACAAGACGAAAAAAGACAAGGAGACCCCUAAGUCUGGCAAAGUGGGCAAGGGUGGAGGACAGGAGAAUUCAGAUCAUGAGGGCUCUAACAGGAAGGCUAGCAACAGUGUUCCUCCCACCACUCAGCUGCUAAAGGGGAAGCAGCCAGGUUCCCAGACACCUGUCAAAAAGGACAAGAGGCAGAGCUCCUCUCGCUUCAGCUUGAGCAACAACAGGGAGCUGCAAAAACUGCCUGCUUUCAAAGAUGUUCCCCCUGCAGAGCAGGAGAAGCUGUUCAUCCAGAAGUUGCGGCAGUGCUGCGUCCUCUUCGAUUUUGUCUCAGACCCACUGAGCGAUCUGAAAUGGAAGGAGGUAAAGAGGGCGGCACUGAGCGAGAUGGUGGAGUACAUCACCCACAACAGGAACGUGAUCACGGAGCCCAUCUACCCAGAAGUGGUUCACAUGUUUGCUGUGAAUAUGUUUAGGACGUUGCCUCCAUCAUCCAACCCCACGGGUGCCGAGUUUGACCCAGAAGAAGAUGAGCCCACGCUAGAGGCGGCAUGGCCACAUCUACAGCUCGUCUAUGAAUUCUUCCUACGGUUCUUAGAGUCACCUGACUUUCAACCAAACAUAGCCAAAAAGUAUAUUGACCAGAAGUUUGUAAUGCAGCUCUUAGACCUGUUUGACAGUGAAGACCCCAGGGAAAGAGAUUUUUUAAAGACCACUCUUCAUCGCAUCUAUGGCAAGUUCCUGGGCCUGCGAGCGUACAUUAGGAAACAGAUUAAUAACAUAUUUUAUAGAUUCAUUUAUGAGACGGAGCAUCAUAAUGGAAUAGCAGAAUUACUGGAAAUAUUAGGCAGUAUAAUCAACGGAUUUGCAUUACCAUUGAAAGAAGAGCACAAGAUAUUCCUACUGAAAGUUCUGCUGCCGUUACACAAAGUCAAGUCUCUUAGUGUAUAUCACCCACAGCUGGCCUACUGUGUGGUACAGUUCCUAGAGAAGGAUAGCACCCUCACAGAACCGACGGUGAUGGCUUUGUUAAAGUACUGGCCAAAGACCCACAGUCCAAAAGAGGUGAUGUUCCUCAAUGAACUGGAGGAGAUCCUGGACGUCAUCGAACCUUCAGAGUUUGUAAAAGUCAUGGAGCCCCUCUUCAGACAGUUGGCCAAGUGUGUGUCCAGCCCACACUUUCAGGUGGCAGAACGAGCUCUGUACUACUGGAACAAUGAGUACAUCAUGAGCCUGAUCAGUGACAACGCCGCCAAGAUCCUGCCCAUCAUGUUCCCAUCCCUCUACCGCAACUCCAAGACCCACUGGAACAAGACGAUCCACGGGUUGAUCUACAAUGCUCUGAAGCUCUUCAUGGAGAUGAACCAGAAGCUGUUUGACGACUGCACCCAACAGUUCAGGGCAGAGAAAAGCAAAGAGAAGGCCAAGUGGAAAGAGAGAGAAGAGGCGUGGCUGAAGAUCGAGAAUCUUGCGAAAUCAAACCCACAGUUUCUGAUGUACAUUGACUCGGUAGGCUCAGACAGUUCGAUGGACAUGGAGACAGACGGGCCGCUGCUAGAUGAUGUCAACAUGCUAAAGAAAACAGUAGAAGAGGAAGCCACACAGAUCCAAAAAGAUCAGCGUAGAGAGCGCCCAUUGAUGAGGAGGAAAUCUGAACUCCCCAAGGACAUCUGCACUGUCACGGCCUUGGAGUUGCACCGGAGAGCCGAGGAAAUGAUAACAACACACGACGGCCACUAAAGGAGACCACCCAGAUCCACCUGUAAACCAGCAGCAGCAGCAUCCACCACACAGGAACCACAGGCCCAACCGGGGCCCAGCACAACAACAGAACUCUGGUAUCUCAGUACAACCCAGCACAACACAGAACUGAACAGUCUCAGCUCCACCUGACACAGAAAAUGUCGCACAUCUUAAGCCUGAUUUCGGCUAUUUGGGGACAAGCGGUGCUCGGUCCCUACAAGGCCCCUCUCACACUCUUUUACCCACCUGGUUGUUAUCCAGCAGCGACGUUGGUGGUGCUGGACAGUCCUGUAUGACCAGGACAUGCACCGUGCCCUGAACUUCACCCAAGAUACUGUAGUGUUGUUAUCUCUCUUUCCACCUUUGUUUUUUUCUGUUUUCCUGUCCUUGUUUUGUUUUUUCCCUCGGGGUGCUGUGCUGCCCCCUUCUGGUCAUUUCUCUCAGGUGUUCUGUUCUGUGUGUGUGAGCUGUCUUCUUGCCUCUUCUUUAAUAGAUGUCAGGUGCUUGUACAAAUAAUAUGAGCCCCAAACUGCACAGAGGAUGGUCUAAUUUAAAGAAAAAAAAGAAAAAAAAAAGGCAUCAGUUUAUGAGAAAAUGUCAGUUGUUUCUAUAUAUUUAAUAUUAGCUAUUUUUCUCAUAACAUUUAAAAAAAAGACAGCUGUUUAUAUUUUUUCCUACAUAGUAUAUUUAGGAGCUCCUCUCAGAGUCAAACACUUACUAUCUGUAUAACUGUUCUGUUUGGAGCUUGCUGUUUUUUUUCCCCCCAGUUCAUUUUCCAUUCGCUGUGAAGAUUCAUCGAUCAUUCUGUUAAUCAGGACAGGGUCAUCAGGGGCACCCAGUAGAGUGUGUCUGGGUUUAAAGUGUUACAACACAGUUCUGUGCUGGCCUGACAGAGGUCAUCCAGGUUCAAGUUUUUUUUACCUAACAGAUGCGUAGAAGACUAGUUUGGUGCCAACCUCUCUCAUUAAUUUAUCUCCUUUCUUAAAAACGGAUCCUUUGUAAAAUGUCCAGGCAACAAGUUAACAAGGUUAGCAGUGUGUGUCGGCAGCUCAAACAAUGGUCGGAUAGGUUAUCACACGUUUUUAGAUCCUUUUGAGCCUGAGCUCGGCUUAUUGCGCCAAGUUACAUGAGAGGGGAUUGUGGGAUUUAUUUUUGGUUGCCCGUUUGCACCCAGCCGCCGGAACACGGUCGUUAGCAUUCAGUACAAGUCGCUGUCAUUCAUGCGAGGUCAGCGAGACGUAGUGGCUCGUCUGGGAUUUACACAACGUUGUAGCGUGGUCGAGAGAGGUCAAACGGGCAGAAACUGCGCUGAAAAUGACGAUGUUCGCUUUUUCUACUCUUCUCCAGCAAGACCCUUUUAUUUAUAAAACACUUUGUUUGAGAUUAGACUGCUUCACGUGUGAGGUAUGUUUGGUUUGAAGAGGUCAAACAUUAAGCCUUUCUUUUCACAGUGCCUUUUAUAGUCUAAGGGGAUGUUUUGCUCAACUGAGAAUCGAGUAGUAGCAUGAAAUAAAAUUCCACAAAAAAAUAAAAUAAAAUAAAAUAAAAAUUUAAAAAAAAAUGCAUCAUUGAUCUCCAAAAACAGGCUCGGCACACUUCCAGCUGCUUGCCUUGUUGAAGCUACAAAGUCGUCUUUUGUAGUUAGAAGAGCCGCAGAGGAGCAGCAUAGUGGUCGCCCCAAACCACUUCAGCAAGAAGAAGCACUUCCUGAUAAAACUUGAAAGAAAAUCGAAACACAACUGAAAAAAAAAAAAAAAAUCCCCCGAACAAACUAGUAAAGAAUUGAAAUCCGCGAUGCUGUCUGUCUUGGUGUGCGUGGGGUCACCUUUCGGCGUACAGGAGAGGAAAUCACUUCCCAUCGUGACUUUUCCAUUCUGUGCCCUCAUUGUCCCAUUCCGCUGAAUUUGUACCAUUGUUUGACCCCUUCUGCUCAGACCUGCACACUGGCUGUAACCCCCCCACCCACCUCUUCUUUACCCUGUAGGGCUCCCUAUCUGUUUGAUCUGCUUCUGGAUGCUUGCAAGUUCUUUUUGUUGUGGUUUUUUUUUUCUUUCUUCUUCCUUUGCCUGCAAAACCUCCUUUCUGUCAGUGUUUCAACUGAAUGUGCAAAUUGUAAAUAAUACUGCAGCCGCGUUGUUCCGUUCUCUCCCAUGUUUGUCUUGAAGAACAACAUUCACCAAAGGCUCCUCCGAUAAAACCUCAUCCUGUUCCGCCCUGAUGUUUAGCGGAUUUUUAAGGAAAGCAAAGUGUUUCCAUCCCUUCAGAGAUCUGCUGGUUUGUCGGUCGUCCGGGUUGUCCCGUUGGUGACUGCUGUUCUUCUUGAAAUGGCUUUAAUAUUGGCUUCUUUGGAGCUCACUUCAUUUUACAUAAGCUUUUGUUUUCUUUUUUCUUCGAAAACAAUGAAGUGUCCUUUAGUAUGCGUCUCAUACUAAAUGGCUUCAUCUAAUAUUGUACAUAUAAUGUACUUUUAUUUUAUGUUAUAACUAUUAUUAAAUGGUAGAUUUCAUAUUUUGUACAAAAACACCCCGUGUACAGAAUACAGAGGUUAUUAGCAACUGCAGACAGUUAGUAUGUGGCACAGACUCCAACACAUGUGACUAUUUACAUUUAGAAGCCGUAUAAGAUUUGGCUAGUUUUUUAUCUAUUUGUAAGCUGACAUCUAUUCAGUUCUUGUUUUUUUCAUCUCCAGACAUGUGUUGAGAUUCUACAUACAUGAGCUUCUUGUGUGUGCUUUUAUCCAAAUCUCCAGUGGUGUACAUCUAUCUAUAUACAGCAAAUAAAGAGAACAUGUGAGUUUUAUAUUUUCAUCCUAAAAAAAAAA
Larimichthys crocea (large yellow croaker) is the source of this 4659-nucleotide messenger RNA. It is a transcript of the gene ppp2r5cb, whose product is annotated as protein phosphatase 2, regulatory subunit B', gamma b. Gene Ontology annotation, biological process: protein dephosphorylation; signal transduction. Gene Ontology annotation, molecular function: protein phosphatase activator activity. The transcript has 16 exons. The record is from RefSeq and is a predicted model, not a curated record. Bases 102 to 1835 code for a protein of 577 amino acids. Gene Ontology annotation, cellular component: nucleus; cytosol; protein phosphatase type 2A complex. NCBI's taxonomy places the organism in Eukaryota, Metazoa, Chordata, Actinopteri, Sciaenidae.